This is a messenger RNA of Polypterus senegalus (gray bichir), 1359 nucleotides long. RefSeq lists its product as uncharacterized. Lineage: Eukaryota; Metazoa; Chordata; Cladistia; Polypteriformes; Polypteridae. The record is from RefSeq and is a predicted model, not a curated record. The coding region runs from base 119 to 301 and encodes 60 amino acids. The transcript has 3 exons.
GCCAGGAGGCGGGACCGUAUCUUUUCAAGUGUCGCGUGCCCAAGUUGUCAGUGAGUGACGUGGGCCGAGCGGACGGAGUAGGCAUACCUGGGUGAAGCGGUUCCGUAAUCGAGUGACUAUGACUCGGGGAAACCAGCGUGAACUAGCCCGUCAAAAAAAUGCUAAAAAACAGAAUGAAACCAGCAAAGGUAAAAGACAGGAUGAUGGCUUAUCAGCAGCUGCAAGAAAGCAAAGGGAUGCACAGAUAAUGCAGCAAAAACAGAAAAUGGCAAAUGAGAAAUCGACAGAAAAGCCGAAGUAGAGCUGUCAAGAGCUGUUAAUGAUUGACAGAACUUCACUGCUUGAUUUACAAGGAAAAAGAGCCGGUCUUUUUAUUAGUUGCUUUUCUGUCACAAAAACUCAUUUUGUUUUGGUGAAGUUCUAAAGUCGUUAAUGUACACUGUCUUAAUGGUGCAUUUUAAUGCUAUGUAACUUUCAAAAGGAUCUCUUUGUAGUGUUGACUGGACCCCUUGGGUGCUGCAAACAUGAUUCUUACUCUGCUCAACAUGCAUGAGCUUCAUUCAUCCGAGCAGUAUUUUACAGUGUAAAAGGAAAGCAAAGUCUCUUGUAUGGAGCUAUAUUUUCCUGUAUUUUUGUAUGUAUGUUUACCCUCCACUUAAUAAAAUGGUAGUUUUUUUUUUCCUUUUUUUAAGACACAAUUGAGAUACAUAAUCUCCUUAGGAAACCUGCUUGUGUGAUUAAAAUUAAAGGAACAAAUGUACAGUAUCAGCGGACACUCUUAGGAAUUCCUUUUUUUUUUGAAUGGGGGCAGGUUCCACUGCAGAGUUCAAUAUUUUGCAAAGAAGGCUACAGUGGCAUUAAUAAAAAAAAUAAAAAAAAAAAGAGGGAGACAAAGUAUUUUUUAUUAGUGGUUUUUACUUGAGCAUUUGUAUGCUUGUUCCAUGAACAUUUUUCUGUUUGAUUUUUAAGAGGGAUCACUGCGUUUAUGGAUCUCUAGCCCAAAACAAUUUGUCAGAUGUAAAAAUAAUGGAUAGCUAAAUUCUAUUAAAAACAAUUAUGUAAAGUCUAUUAGUAAUUUAGAUAUCAUGACAUUUUGUUGAAAAUCCAGUAACUUGGGUAGAGUUACUUAUGGUGAUUAAGUGCUUAGUGUAGUAAGUUGUAUAAAUAGCUUUAUAAGCCAAGCAUGUUUGUGGCGGCGACACUGGCAGCAUUUUAAUCUUCUGCAUUCCUUGAAGUGCAUGUAUCCGUAAAAUAAAGGCAAAUUACCUUGAAGAAGCCAGAACACCUAAAUAACUGGACUAGAUGUUGUCUUUACAAGUAUCAGCCUUGUCAUCUUUAAUUUGACUAAAGAGUUUCAAU